This is a messenger RNA of Impatiens glandulifera, 1093 nucleotides long. RefSeq names its product vesicle transport v-SNARE 13-like. NCBI's taxonomy places the organism in Eukaryota, Viridiplantae, Streptophyta, Magnoliopsida, Ericales, Balsaminaceae. Gene Ontology annotation, molecular function: SNARE binding; SNAP receptor activity. Gene Ontology annotation, cellular component: ER to Golgi transport vesicle membrane; SNARE complex; late endosome membrane. The record is from RefSeq and is a predicted model, not a curated record. Gene Ontology annotation, biological process: vesicle fusion; vesicle-mediated transport; intracellular protein transport. The transcript is spliced from 6 exons. Bases 190 to 855 code for a protein of 221 amino acids.
CUUGCUACAACUUAGGAGAAGACUAUUUCAAUACAAUUUGAUCUCUCUCUAACAUUCUCACAUCGGGCUGGGACCUGAUUCACGAGCUCUGUCGUUAAAAAGGGUCACUAUCUUUUGCUUCUUCGUCGAUAAUCGUUUGUUUCAUUUUGCGACCUUCUUCAGAUUUGUUAGAGAUUACAUUUGGACGCCAUGAGUACGGUAUUUGAAGGAUAUGAACGUCAAUACUGUGAGCUUUCUGCAAAUUUGUCGAAAAAGUGCACAUCAGCUAGUCUUCUUGAUGGAGAGCAAAAAAAGCAGAAGGUUUCUGAAAUACAAACAGAAUUAGAUGCAGCGGAGUCUUUGCUCCGGAAAAUGGACCUUGAGGCAAGAAGCUUGCAGCCUAAUGUAAAAGCUGUGCUCCUUGCAAAAUUGAGGGAAUACAAGUCUGAUUUGAACAAUUUGAAGAGUGAAGUCAAAAGGAUUACAUCAACUAACCUGAACCAAGCUGCGAGAGAUGAGUUGCUGGAAUCAGGGAUGGCUGAUGCCUUGACUGUUUCAGCUGAUCAAAGGACAAGACUGUUAAUGUCGACGGAGAGGGUAACCAAGUCCAGUGACAGGAUCAGGGAAAGUAGAAGAACUAUGCUGGAGACGGAGGAGCUUGGUGUUUCUAUUCUUCAAGAUCUUCAUCAGCAGAGACAGUCUCUAUUGCAUGCCCAUGACACGCUUCAUGGCGUUGAUGACAACAUUGGCAGGAGCAAGAAAAUAUUGACAAACAUGUCAAGGAGGAUGAGCAGGAACAAGUGGAUUAUUGGCUCCAUUAUUGCGGUCCUGGUGCUUGCUAUUAUCUUGAUCUUGUACUUCAAACUUAAGAAGUAGAUAAGCUUAUCGUUGAUUUGGGUGUUUAUGGGGAUUGAUGGGGGUUAAAGAAAACAUGUUUUGUGUGUCGUUCAUUGGCCCCAUCAUCUCUUAUUGAGUUCAUUCUUGCAAGUGUGAUUGUUACUUGUUGAAAUUCAUCAUUAUCAAUUGAAACAAGAGUUAUGACCAUUGUGUGCUGUGAAUUGGACACUUUUAUAAAAAUUGUGUAAUAAAAUAUGUGUUCUUGUUAUUCCAUUGA